GCGGUACGUGGGCGCAGCGCAGGCCGGCGAUCAUGGCGAAGGUGUCGGCAAGCACGCACCAGGACCCGGCCAUCAUCGACAUGAUGGAGAUCAGCAAGAAGCGCCCGCCGAAGCUAAAGUCAGCUGAUCGCACCGUUUCGGUACGCAUCGACAACUAUUCGCCCGGCAGUGGUGGUGCAGGCGGCCCCGGAGGAUCGUCUGGCGGGGGUGGUGGCGGUGGAAGUCGGGAGGGCAGUGGGAGCGCUACCGGUGGCAGCAGUCCCAUCAUGCUGGACAACAGCCUGAUCUUGCACCACAGUCCGGUGGAACGGUUAUCGCCUAUUCCGAUGCAAAAGCACUCACCCGACCCAAAGGUUUUCUUUCGCGGGGAGGCCUCGCCGACGUCACUCAAGGUGGAGGACCCGUGGAGCAUCGCCCGGAAGCAGUUUCGACGGUCGGACACGCUGCAUGUAUACUCGCCCUCGAUGCAUCAGCUGCGUAAAGCCACCUCGUUCCAUUCCCGCAGCAACAGCGGUGGCUCCAAUCCGGACGAGAUUGUGGCUGCUCCCAUCAUUCGGCACAGCAGCGUACGGCACACACAUAUCUAUCCGCGCGAGUAUCUGGUGAAGCAGGACAGCGGUGGAGGCGUCAGCAGCGGCGGUGGUGAGGACGACGAUGAGGAACUGACGGUGGCGGCGGCAGCUGCAGCAGCGGCGGCCAACUAUCGCCAACAUUCGCCCAAUGUGAGCGCCAAUCGUCGGAACUGUCAUAUGCAUCGCUCGUUCAACGAUCAGCAGAAGCGCAAUGCGGCCUUUUUAAGACGAGACUCGGUAAAGUUUCAUUCCCUCGGUGAGGACAUUCCCGCGGAGGUUGUGGAUCGGAGUCCACGCGAGACGAAAAAGUUUAGCUCAGCCAACGCAUCGCUGGAGAACGAAAUCUAUCGAUCGCGCAGUAAUAGCCGCACGGACAAGAAGGGUGAAUCGUUUUCUGAGUUUGUUAGCCGGCAGAACAGCAAGAAGUACAACCAGAAGAACAGUACCACCAGUCUCGAUCAGGCGCUCCCGUACGUGGGUGGCAGUGGCGGGGGAAGCUUUCGGCGCUCGCUGAUCCAGCACUCGAAUGCACACCUGCUUAGCCCAAAUCCCCCGUUUCUGGACGACUUUAAGCCUCAAAAAUCGCCCAUCUUCGAUCAGAAAAAGUCCUACUCGUUGCGGUACAAAAAUGGGCGCCAAGAUGCACGGGAAAACUUUAAGGCGAAAAAGUCGAAAAGCUUCAUCGUCGAUCUGGAACCACCGCCACCGGCGAUCAUCAGUGCAACCGGGAGUCCCUACCGUAAGGACAGUAUGGCGUUCACGCCCGAGGAAGCGGACAAGAUUUACAAAGCGUCCCGGAAGCUGUCCUCCAACCUUAUGCUGGACGACAUCGGCCGCACGGAGAUAUCGCCCAUCCCGAUGGAUAUCAUGGACAUCAACUACGGGGUGAUCAUGAAGACGUACCAGAUGAACCGCCAAAAGUCGCUCGGUGCAUCGCGCAAGGGUCGUCGAAAGUUUGCCGACAAAAAGCUGGCGGGCAGCAGCUUCGACGACGAUACCGAGUCGUCCAAAAAGCGUAAACGCAUCGUCUGCAUCGUUAUGACUGUCUUCCUCGUGCUCGCACUGUUUAGCGUGCUGGCCGUACUGGUGACACUCACGCAUACCAGUGCCGGUGGCUCUAGCUCGUCCACGCAAACCAAGACCCAGUACACGUUCGCGCGCGACACACCGAUCCACGCCAUCCCGACCUACAUGGUAUCGAAGGACUCGCCCAAACACUACAACGGUGCCAAUUGAUGCGGCAACUUCAGCCGCUCCCGUCCGCUGAAUGCACCGGUGUCACGGUGGCAGGCACGCGGCAGCGGUCACGGGAGCGGCGGUGCGGUUACGUCCGACGGCAUCAUCUGUCUGGUGGAGCAGCACAGUUAGUAGCGCCUGGGGCGACGUCGUCGUCGCAGGCGUAGUGUUGUAGCGGUUAGCCAUACGAAUGGAACGAGCAGGAACAGUGGCAACAGCACCACCACCACCACCAGCG
This is a messenger RNA of Anopheles maculipalpis, 2046 nucleotides long. RefSeq lists its product as uncharacterized. The record is from RefSeq and is a predicted model, not a curated record. The transcript has a single exon. The coding region runs from base 33 to 1808 and encodes 591 amino acids. NCBI's taxonomy places the organism in Eukaryota, Metazoa, Arthropoda, Insecta, Diptera, Culicidae.